CGCGGUAUAUUAUAGUGGAUGGGCUGUGCUUAAUUAUCGUUUUAAAAACAUUAACUCCGAAAAUUAUGGAACCAGAAAAUGUUUUAUUGAAUGUUUAUGAUAUGCACUGGUCUAACUAUUUAACUGACUGGUUGGGCCUCGGUUGUUAUCAUUCUGCGGUUGAAGUUUAUAAGCGAGAAUAUGCUUUUGGAGGUGGUGACACGCCCAAAACAGGAAUAUUCGUAACUGCUCCAAGACAACUCGAAAAGGAGAUAGAAGAAUUAAAAUACAAAAUGACAAUUUUUUUAGGAACUACGACUUUAAGUGAAGAUGAAGUGCAGGAGUUAGCCCUAAGUCUCGCUUGCAACUACAGCGCUCGAUCUUAUCAUCUGCUAGAAAAAAAUUGUAAUCACUUUUCUGAAGACUUUGCUAAACGCCUCUGCGGCGUCGAUAUAAAUUUUCCUAUUUGGGUUAAUAAGUUGGCCGCUUACGCUAAAACAGUGCCCUGGCUUAUUCCAUCCACCCACUUGAAUCCUCCGACCUCCCCUCCGCUUCCCGAAAAUACUGAAAAUGCUUGCGAAUCUUAUACAAGUGUUAACGGAAAAAAUUGA
Molecule: messenger RNA, 590 nt
Organism: Zophobas morio
Lineage: Eukaryota; Metazoa; Arthropoda; Insecta; Coleoptera; Tenebrionidae
Product: deubiquitinase DESI2-like
Exons: 6
Coding region: 66-590 (174 amino acids)
Biological process (GO): protein deubiquitination
Molecular function (GO): deubiquitinase activity
Source: RefSeq, a predicted model, not a curated record